CUACAUAGGAAAACAAGAUGGCGGAUUUGUCUACGUGUUUUUGACAUUGGGCUUUUUCGCGGCUGUUUUAUUAAUUUAUACUGCAGCCUUGGAUCUUAUCAAGACAAUGGAUAGAACAACAUUGCUCAAGGCUAGCAUUAAGACGAUUCGCACGCGAAACAAAGCUUUGGGGGUUAAGGAAUCUGGAAAAAAUACUUCGAUUCUUCCGACUCGAAAUAAGAAUGGGAGAGAAAGUGACUUUGGCAAGCGAGCGAGGGACGUGCGCGCUAACAUUACAAUUUUGAAAGAAUUUUUGGUCAAGCACCGAAAAGACUACAUUGAUGCUUUCAGUCAUUUAAGUUCUGAAGUUUCAAAGAUGACAGACACUGAGAGAGACCAGAUUGAUAAUGAUGCGCAGAUGUACAUGAGAACUUGUCACAACUCAAUAAAGUUAUUGAAAAAUGAAGCCGUGCAGCCAAGUGUAUGUGAGCAGCUUAACACCCACAGAGAUAAUGUCAUUGAGAUGCUGGAAGAGUACCUAAGAGUGGUUUGUAAAUUAUACAGUGAGCAGAGAGCAAUACGAGUCAAAAGAGCUGUGGACAAAAAACGAAUAUCCCGAUUGCAACCAGAGCACACAAGACGAAAACAUGACUUAUUUGCAAAAGCAGAAUGUAUGCCUGGGCAUGCCCCUAAAGCUCGAGAGUCUAAUUCAGAAAAUAAGCCCUUGAUAGGUGAAGAGGUAUCAAAACCAGAUGUUGAAGAGGAGCUCUCUCCUGAUGAAGUACAGCUGUUUGAACAGGAAAACAACAAGCUUCUGGAAGAGAUGAACAAUCUUGUUGACGAAGUCAGACAAAUUGAAGGAAGAGUUGUUGAGAUAUCACAACUACAAGAGAUCUUUUCAGAAAAAGUACUGCAACAAUCUGGGCAAAUUGACAGGAUCUAUGAGACUGCUGUUGGAACUACAGAAAAUGUGAAAGAUGGCAAUGAGCAUAUACGCGAGGCGAUAAAGAACAAUGCAAGUUUUCGUGUGUGGAUCAUCUUCUUUCUUGUCAUGUGUUCUUUUUCAUUACUUUUCCUGGACUGGUAUAGCUGAGAGAACUAAAAAAAUCAGUUAUAGGUAGUUUGUGGGCAGGCCAGACAGUAAUUGUCAGAAUGUUAUUUCACGCAUCAGACAAUCAUAGUUAGUUAAAACGUUAUGGCUAAGCUCAUAGCUUUAUGGCUACAUUGUAUUAUCCAUGACCUGUAUCCAAAGCAAUUGACUACCAGUGGAUUCAUGCAUUCACAUUAUGGCUCAAGGUUAAUAUGACGUUCCAUCUUAGCCUUAUACAUGCAAAUUCUAAUGACAUACCAUAAAUACUUUUUAUGGACCACUGGCACUGUUAAAUUAUUUAAUUUCAAAAGGACUCUAAUUUGAGGUUUGACUUUUAAUACAACAUGGACAGGACAGUUACUCAUAAGGAUCAAAAUCCUGAGUUUUUAAAUGUUUAAAAGAUCCACAUAAAAAUGGGUUCAGUAUACAUAUUUAGUUGUAACACUAUUAGAAACAUUAUCUUGUGUGUGCUAUAACCCAUGCCUUGGUUCAUUAGACAUUUUUGAUGCCUUGAGCGAAGGCUAAAUCAAAGUGGGUGUAUUGAAAACUGGUUACUAAAACAUUCUUUUUCUUUUGAUUAGACUCAAGAUCUCUGCAAAAAUAAAAAGGCACGUGUCGCACAUGAAAGGUUUUUCCAUAUUUGGGGGGGGGGGGAGGUUAAUAACAGCUGGAAAAUUCUCCUAAUUAUAAUUCAGUUUCUUAAUUUAUUUCUAAAUCUGCAUUAUAUGUAUAAUAAACGCAUAAGUACCUGUGUUA
Messenger RNA from Nematostella vectensis (starlet sea anemone), 1825 nucleotides. RefSeq names its product syntaxin-18. Gene Ontology annotation, biological process: retrograde vesicle-mediated transport, Golgi to endoplasmic reticulum. The record is from RefSeq and is a predicted model, not a curated record. Gene Ontology annotation, cellular component: SNARE complex; membrane; endoplasmic reticulum. The coding region runs from base 107 to 1072 and encodes 321 amino acids. NCBI's taxonomy places the organism in Eukaryota, Metazoa, Cnidaria, Anthozoa, Actiniaria, Edwardsiidae. The transcript has 10 exons.